CAAUGACUUCAUUGGAUUUCAGUUCAGCCUGCAUGUGUUUGAGAGGCGAGGGGAGAGAGUGAGAGAGUGUAAAGAAAGAAAGGAGGUGGGAAAGAAGGGGGCGGUCUGUUCUGUGGCAAAAAAAAACUGCUCAUUCAAGCGCUUGGAGCAGCGAGGCGAGGAGAGGAGAGGAGAGGAGAGGAGGGGAGAGGAGCAUCGAAUCUGGGAUCAGCUGGAAGAGACCUCCUUACCCCCCUACCCCGCGGGGCAAAAGGCCACCCACCGUCUCACGAAUGUUUUCACGGACGGUCUCACUGACUUGCAAAUUCCACGUCCGACGCACUAAACUCGUGCUAGUGAGCAACGUUGUCGAUUAAGACGAGGAAGGAGGUGUGUGUUUUACGACGGAUAAUGAACAGGAUUGCGGGCAGACCUUGAAAUGUCCCCUCGUGUGAUGUGACGUUGCGGGCUGGCCUGCACGCCGAUAAAGAGGCGCAAAAACGUACCGACCUAAAGCAGUCGGCGGACAAGAACCAGGAAGAGUGUCACCUGGACAACCAGCAACUCCUAAGAUAACCCAGUUUGGUCAAUGAGCAGAUCUGAAGAAUUUUGUGGCAUUUAUUUGGUUUCUCUUUGUUGGAGGAGGGAUUUGCCGUGCAGUGUGGAGAGUAUUGAGGGACGUUUAAUUCAACGUUAGCUGACACGUACUUGCUGGGAGAUUUUCCUGGGGUCAGGCAGCUCGGGAAAGGGCGUGCCCCCCCCCCUCCCCCCCGCCUGGGAUUGAACCAUGUGCCAUGUGAUUGUGACCUGCCGCUCCAUGCUGUGGACACUGCUGAGCAUCGUGGUGGCCUUCGCCGAACUCAUCGCCUUCAUGAGCGCCGACUGGCUGGUGGGCAGGCCCCGGGCGAACGGCACCCUUCCGCCUGCCAACCGCUCCGGCGCGCUGACUGACCCCUACCGCCCGACCCUGGGCAUCUACAGCCGCUGCCUCAAGCUGUCGCACCUGGUCAGCGUGAAGCGCGGCAGCCUGUGCGGCCCCUACGCCGAGAGCUUCGGCGAGAUCGCCAGCGGAUUCUGGCAGGCCACCGCCAUCUUCCUGGUGACGGGGAUCCUCAUCCUCUGCGCCGUGGCGUUCGUGUCCGUCUUCACCAUGUGCGUGCAGAGUUUCCUGAAGAAGAGCAUUUUUAACAUUUGUGGGUUACUACAGGGAAUUGCAGGCCUCUUUCUAAUUCUUGGCCUCAUCCUGCAUCCUGCCGGAUGGGGUUCUCAGAAGGUGGUGGACUACUGUGGACCAGACGUUUCACCUUACCAGUUAGGUGCCUGUUCUCUGGGCUGGGCCUUUUACACAGCAGUUGGUGGAACAGUCCUCACAUUCCUUUGUGCGGUGUUAUCAGCCCAAGCAGAAAUCGCAACAUCGAGUGAUAAAGUACAGGAAGAAAUUGAAGAAGGGAAGAAUCUCAUCUGCUUGCUGUGAGAAAACCUUACACCUCAGCGAUUCUCUAUUUGUUUUUGAAAUGGGGCACCGGAAAUUAUGGCCACUUGCUAUCUUCCUAUUGAAUUUAAAAUUCAUGCGUUUGGCAGUGAUUUGGACCUGACUUCCAUCCAAAUGUCUCACAAAAACCCAGAGCUGUCAUGGAGAAACUUUUGAACUUGCUUUUUCAUUCCUGACUCUGGGAUUUCCUUUUAGAAACUAUCUGCAACAACACCACACAGUCUUGGACAUAUAAAGAGUUAAUACGUUAAAGCCACUUGACAUGACAGAGGUGAUUGAAGCUCUUCUGUAUGCAUUCAAAACGCUGAUGGAUAAUUCCGAAAAAUGUUCUAAAUUGUCAAAGGAAAACAAGUUCCAGUCUAAACUUUCAUUUGCAGUGGAAUGCAGACUGCAUCUUCCACCAUUACAACCAAGAACCUUUAUAACAUUUGUGCAGCAUCUUAUUUCCAAUUUCACCAGCAUGUUUAUGAAUCAACUUCCAAGACAAAAAAAAGUGCGGUUCAUUCCUUAAUCAAAUGGUCUCGCACUUUAGUAAGAAAAUCACCCAAACUAUUAAGAUAAAAGUGCAUGAAAUUGUUGCACAUUAACCCCCUUGAAGAGUACAGCAGUUGCUUCAAGUUAUUUUCUAUGGCAUAUAGACUUCGAGCAUGCAUAAGAUAUUUGGUUGAAAGUAAUGGGGAGAUCAAAGUAUGACCUUGUUAUAGAUCUCUUAAGUUGAAAGGAUGUUUUUGUAAACUUUUUUUUAUGAGGUCAACUGAAAAAAAUGGCAUGAGUAAUAUCUUUCAGAUAAAGCUGGUUUUAAUGCACAGUAAUACUUGCCGAGAUGGUCACGUCCAAGGUCAGCAUGAAGCGAACAUUUGAAGAAUGUUAAUAAACAACUUGUAAUACAGUAGUUGGUCCCAGCAAUAUUAAACUUAUUAAUUGCUGAUGCUAUUUCUGAUCCAGGCAUUCAUGGCAUUUGCCAAAAUGCUUAAAACCACUGUGAAUGACUUGAGAACCAUCACACCUUAAUAUUAGUGAGUUUUGGCCGUCCUUGGCUAUUCCGAGAAACAUUAACCAUUAUGUGAGCAAUUUUCAAUGCAAAUUAUCACUGGGUACGUUCCAUUUGCUGUCAAAUCUAUCCUUCCGGCAUGCCUGAGUCAUGAUCCACCACUGCUAGUUAGAUAUGAUACUGUGAGUGUAAGAAUUUCAGGAGUUGAAUUUGAUUAAAAAAAAUUCUACCUUAUAUCAUUUCAAGUAAGGAAAAUUACGGGCAUUUGUGAAUUCGAAUUUAAGAUUGCCAAAAUAAUUGAUUUAUGUGGAAGGGCAAGAAUGGGGAGAAUUGAGUUUGGGAAGGGAAAGCAGAAGUUGUGCAUUCUUUGAAACUGACCAGGUUUGUUAAUUGCGUUUGUUUGUUGCACUGAUGGCAAAGAUGCGUCCAAAACGUGGUGAUGCAACGUCAGGACUGAACUGUUGCGAAAGUAAAUAGGCGGGAAGGCUUUCCGAAGACUCGCAGGCUGUUUUUGUGAAUAGGAAAAGCGAAUGGGCUGCAGAAAUUGGCUUGCCAAAUAUUAUCUGUGCUGAUAAACCCGUGGGUUUUUUUUUGUAAGAUCUGCGAUUGUAUUUUGACCACCUUUAAAUAAAAAAAAGUCCCGGCCGAUGUUCAUUAAGUCAAUAUGUUUAAUGUUAGGUGCCAUAGUAUUUUAAGAUUUUAGCCAUUAUUUAAAAUUUCCACCAUGUGUGAAAUAUGUGCAAUAAUUAAUAAAGAAAUUGAAAUUGCUUAUGGAACAUUCGUACAUGGUAGAAGGGAAGUGGAUUUUGAUUUGGAGCUGCAGUGAACAUUUUAGUUCCUGGAGCCACUUUGUAAAAAAAAAAAAAAAUAUCCCUUGUUCCAGCAAUAUUUUAAGAUUCCUUAACAGUAUUAACGGUGUCAGGGCUUAUGGGGACAAGGCAGGAGAAUGGGGUUAAGAGGGAAUGAUAGAUCAGUCAUGAUUGAAUGGCGGAAGCAGACUUAAUGGGCUGGAUGGUCUAAUUCUGCUCCUAUAACUUAUGUGUUAUUAAAGUUAUGAUCUCAGGCGUUCACUCCAGCCAAAUCCCCAGCCUCAUGCUUUGUUUUUUUCUAAGGCUAUUGCUGGAUUGGACAAGAGCUGCCAAAGAAACCACUAGUUGGUGAGUAAAGGGAGGCAGAUGUGACUCUUACCCGAGUUCUCCUUGCCAAUUCAAGUGCAGACCCAGGACCUUUCUUCAGAGAGAGCAAAGAUGCAAGUGCAAGUGGGGAGCAUCCAUGGUGGUGUGGUGUAGGAUUUGUAGGGACCAAUUUAGUAAUACACUAGGAACAAUUCAGAUGCUGGUGACUCUUUUAUUUUACUGCCAAUGUGCCCUUUGACAAAUGUAUGUGGUUUUCAUCAUUUUCGAUGUCGUUUUAUUAUACCAAAUUUAAUAUGUACAUGAAGAAUGAUUGAUAAAGGAUGUAACAUUCAACCACUAAUCAUGAACAAUCAAUAUUGUUUUUAAAUGACAUUUCUGCUAUAUUAACCUCCACUAUUCAGGCUCUGCUUUGUUGGACAAUGAGGUACGAAUUGUGGGGGGGAAAUCGGUAUAAUAAAUUUUUCAGAAAAACUGUGUUGUUCAGCCCUCUUUCAAAGUUACUUUGCACGCUAUUUUACACUGUGUGAUGAUUGUGUUCGGCCAUCAUGAUGGAAUACUGUGAUAGUUGAUUGUUAAAUGGUCAGCUGGAUAUCGUGCUUUUUUCGUUUAGGCUCAGUUACCACCGUUUCUUUUCUAUAGUUAAACUGAGUUUUCUACCUGUUGAUGGAGGUUUACUAAACACAAAUUCCAAAGCAAAAUAUAACCACGGCUCUCCAUUAAUAGCGACAAUAAAAUUGAUUGCGACACCAGUAACCACUAUUACUAUACCGCCACGGUGUUUGUAGCUACAAAACCAAGCUGACAUUUCUGCUACAAAAGACACACAAAGUGCUGGAGCAACUCAGCUGGUCAGACAGCAUCUCUGGAGAACAUGGACUGGUGAUGUUUCAGUCGGGACCCUUUGUGUCUCACUGUUGUUUCUGCCAACCUAGUUUAAUGAUUCCGCUGAGCAUUCCAGGAACUGUCCAAGCUGGCCAUUUACCCUAUUGCUUUCGUAACAAGAAAAUUCAGCUGUGCUGUUUGUAUUUCUUUCUGUGUUUCCAAAAAUGCUGAAAUUUGUGGGCAAAUUUGGAGUAUUAAAGCUGUGUGCAUUUCAUAACUACAA
Molecule: messenger RNA, 4703 nt
Organism: Amblyraja radiata (thorny skate)
Lineage: Eukaryota; Metazoa; Chordata; Chondrichthyes; Rajiformes; Rajidae
Gene: lhfpl2a
Product: LHFPL tetraspan subfamily member 2a
Exons: 4
Coding region: 767-1453 (228 amino acids)
Cellular component (GO): membrane
Source: RefSeq, a predicted model, not a curated record